UAUAAGUUUUCUUGAUUCUCUUGCAUUUCGGUUUGAAAUUCACGUGAGGACAACGUUAGACAAAAAACCCUUUUUGUUUUCCGUGGUUUUCAUACUUUGACAUUAUCAAUUCAUAAUUGUUCAUUCCUAAUUUCGUGUCCUUGAUGAGAUUAAAUUAUAGCCUUGUAUGGUAGCAUUUAGACAGCUAGAUUCAAGUCUUAUUCCUGAAGCCUUCUGGAAUACAACUCAGAAUUUUAUGCCAUAGGCUCGAAUUUUGACAUUGCCCUAUUGGUGCCUCUCCAUUAUUCUGAUCUGAUCUUCUUUCCUUCUCUGAUAAAAAUCUCAACAGAAUCUAGCUUGAGCUUUUGCUAUCCCGAACAAGCUUGUAAAUGAACAAGAACAAGGUUGAUUUCCCGGGGCGAGUUCAAGUUCAGCAGAGCCACGGACUAAACGGGGAUUCUAAUCCCGAGUUUGGUAAUAGUUAUUGUCAAUUCAUGGAUAUCAGUCAGGCCUGGAAUAUAGGAAGUUGCAGCCAAACACUUGCCGUCGCGGGAGAAGGAGCCCAACAACCACCGAACCAAGGCCCUGCAGAAUCCUCCUCCACCAUCAUGAGCCGUUUUGAAUCUCCAGCUUCUGCUUUUUACGCCGCAGAACGAUGCAUGGGGUUUCAGCAAUAUGAUUCCCAACUUGCAAUGGUGAAACCUCCAUUGAGUAGUAAUCAAUACUGCAGAUCGCCUGAAAAAUCCAGUAAAAUUUCCUAUGGGAAUUUGACUCCCACCAAGUUUCUUCCUAUUCAACAACACAGCUUGUUUGUUAACGACGCUGCCUCAGUUAAGAGGAACUCACCUUAUAAGGGAAAUCAGGAUCAUACGGUUGGUCUUGGCUUAUAUAAUUUACGUGUUGAUCAGAUGAGUUUAUCAUCUCAGCAAGAGAAGCUGUCUCCAUCACUCACAUCAGAAGGGAGUGUGUCAGCUGUUUCUGGGAACCAGGGAUCUAAUGGGACAGUAGUCUCAAGCAAAACACGUAUAAGAUGGAAUCAGGAUCUUCAUGAGAAGUUUGUUGAGUGUGUGAAUCGCCUUGGAGGUGCUGAAAAGGCGACCCCAAAAGCCAUAUUAAAGCUGAUGGACUCCGAUGGAUUGACCAUCUUCCAUGUGAAGAGUCAUUUGCAGAAAUAUAGAAUUGCAAAAUACAUGCCAGACCCAGCUCAAGGAAAGUCUGAUAACGGACCCAAUGUAGAAGAUGUGCAUCAUCUUGACACCAAAACUGGGUUACAGUUAAGAGAGGCGCUUCAGCUGCAGUUAGAUGUUCAGAGGCGUCUUCAUGAGCAGUUAGAGAUUCAGAGAAAAUUGCAGUUGAGAAUUGAGGAACAGGGGAGGCAGCUGAAGAUGAUGUUUGAUCAACAGCAAAUAACAAGUGAUAGCCUCUUGAAUACUCAGAAUAUGAGUAGCACAGCCAAUGAUAAUACCGAUACAUCAAAUAAUCAUAAAGAUGUUGAAUUAUCAACUUCUGAAGGGUCUGGGAAUUCUUUCUUCCCUUCCAAGAUAAGUUAGCUCUCUAUGGACAAGGAGUUCCAGUUUUCCGACAAAGCUUGCUCAUGGUAAGCAGCAGAACAGACAAUCCAUACAACGUGAUUUUGUUAUGGGAAAGAUUAGUACAAGAGAUCGGUGUGCUUCCAAACUAUACCCUUUUGAAAGGUUCGUUAGACCUCGUCAAUUGAUGUUUUCGGAGUUUUCCUAUAAAUUUUUACAAACACUUGCAAGGCAUGAAGAGAAGUUUGAUCAGUUGUGUGGGGAGGCGAGGGUCUCGGGUUUCAACAAAUUAGGGCUUAAUUCCAAAUUUCAAACAGAAAUUAAACACCAAUACAUGAUCCUAGCAGUAUUCUGUUUUCUGGA
Molecule: messenger RNA, 1871 nt
Organism: Prosopis cineraria
Lineage: Eukaryota; Viridiplantae; Streptophyta; Magnoliopsida; Fabales; Fabaceae
Product: myb family transcription factor PHL5
Exons: 8
Coding region: 369-1529 (386 amino acids)
Molecular function (GO): DNA-binding transcription factor activity; DNA binding
Source: RefSeq, a predicted model, not a curated record